CAAGUUCCUCUUUUACGGUGCCGGCGCUGAGUCAGCUCCUCCCGCACCCUAUAACCCAUUAAACUCCGCUUAACGGGCGAUCGGCACCUCAGCACCCGGCGGGACACCCAAAAAACACCCCCCAGCUCCCCCCAACCCCCGCCAGGCUCCCCGUGUCCCCCAACCCAGCAGCGAACCGGGGCUCUCCCCCAGCAGCGCCCCCCGCCAGCCGGGGGACCCCUCAUGGGGGGGGGACACAAAGGUGGGGUCGGACCCCCACCCCCCGAGAUCUGCCCCGUCAUGCUGACUGCGGGGCCAUGUGACAAACAGGGACAAGGGCCAAGGCCACCGCGCCCCUUCCGGAGGGGACAGAGUGGGGGGGGUCGCCUCUUAUCCCCGCCCCGCGGGCCGGGCUAUAAAAGCCCCUGCCGGGUUUCCAGCCGCCACAGCCGUGUUCUCGCUUCAACAGUGCUUGAACGGAACCGGCUGCUCUCGGCCCUUUGUCCAUCCCGGCCGUCCAUCCGCCCGUCCAUCUGUCCAUCCGUCUGUCCGUCCGUCCGUCCCGCCAUGGACUCCCAGAUCCGCCAGAACUAUCACCGCGACUGCGAAGCCGCCGUCAACCGCAUGGCCAACAUGGAGCUCCACGCCUCCUACGUCUACCUCUCCAUGGGGUUUUACUUCGAGAGGGACGACGUGGCGCUGCCGCGGCUGGCUCGCUUUUUCCUGGAGCAGUCGCGGGAGGAGCGGGAUCACGCCCAGGAGCUGCUGCGCUUCCAGACGCGCCGCGGGGGCCGCGUCCUGCUGCAGGACAUCAAGAAGCCGGAGCGGGACACCUGGGGCUCGGCGCUGGAGGCGGUGGAAGCGGCGCUGCAGCUGGAGCGCUCGGUGAACCAGGCGCUGCUGGACCUGCACGGGCUGGCUGCCCAGAACGGGGACCCGCACCUCUGUGACUUCCUGGAGUCGCACUACCUGGAUGAGCAGGUGAAGGCCAUCAAGGCGCUGGGGGACCACGCCACCAACCUGCGGCGCCUCUCGGGGGGAGCCGCUGGCCCCGGGGGCAGCUCGGCUGGCCUCGGCGAGUACCUGUUCGACCGGCUGAGCCUGGAGGAGCGCAGCUGAGCCGGCCCCGCGCCGCGGGGCAGGACCCUCCUGGUCCCCAUGGUCCCGGCCCCCAGACCCUCCUGGUCCCCAUGGUCCUGGCCCCCGGACCCUCCUGGUCCCCAUGGUCCCGGCCCCCAGACCCUCGUAACCCCCCGCCCCGGCCAAGGGGGCUCUGCCUGCUGGGCUGUCCCAGCACGAUGCCAAUAAAGGGUCUGUCCUAGGA
This is a messenger RNA of Oenanthe melanoleuca, 1303 nucleotides long. RefSeq names its product ferritin, higher subunit-like. Bases 223 to 1098 code for a protein of 291 amino acids. Gene Ontology annotation, cellular component: cytoplasm. The record is from RefSeq and is a predicted model, not a curated record. NCBI's taxonomy places the organism in Eukaryota, Metazoa, Chordata, Aves, Passeriformes, Muscicapidae. The transcript has 4 exons. Gene Ontology annotation, biological process: intracellular iron ion homeostasis; iron ion transport. Gene Ontology annotation, molecular function: ferrous iron binding; ferric iron binding.